ACUCUCGUUAGAUUCGCGCAUCCCAUCAAGGCUGAUCCUCUCCCACGUGUACGCAUCGAUUUACAUUUUUACAUUAUUACGCGAGCAAAAACCGAUCGCAAAGAAAUCGACGGGAAUCAGUCGCGUGUAAACCGCGCACAAGCACGUUCGUUCGAUCUUUCAUCGGCUGAGACGACAUCCGCCAAAAUGUACAGACCGAGAGCUCUCUCUUCUUACUUCUACGAGAGGAAGUGUUACCUGUGCGAGCGUCGCACGGUGUAUCCCGAUCAAAUCGAUACCUGGAAACCGCAACGAAGAGUGAGAUUCAUCGAGCCUAACAGAAUGAUGCGAUCAGCCUCUCCCCAGUACCCUAGCAGGACAUCGGAUAUUCGGGUGAUUCGGUUGACGGAGGAUCAGGAAGCUGUUCUUCAGGAGCAGUUCAACAGGUGGCCAAGAGCACCUCACGCGGCGGAUGUCGUCCUAUUGGCAGCUGAGACAGGACUCUCCGAAGCUGAUGUCGAGGCCUGGUAUGCCAUCCGAUUGGCCCAAUGGAGGAAGGAACAGGGCCUGGGAGGAAACCUUGGUUUACAUUGAUACCUAACGUUGCAACCAACGUUAUCGUACUCGUGUACCUGAAAAUGUAGUUCGUAUACGAACCGACAACGAUCCGUCGUUUGUCGAUCUUCUUUUGCUUUCAGCUUACGAGCAAACGUGCUCUUGCGUAGAUGUUAUUAACUUCGAUCAGUGUUUUUCAAAGUUUGGAAGGUGUCGAACUAUACGAAGAGGGGGCGAAAGAAAAAUGUUAACACAACGAAAUCUAGAAACUUAGGAGACUAAGAACUGCAGAAGUAUAUUUCUCUAUUCCCAUUCUAAAUUUUUGGUGAGAUGGCGCCUUUCGAAAAGUUUGGAAACCACUGAGAUAGACCCUCGAGAAAUCUCGAUUUAUUUAUGUUAAUUGUAAUUAAGACGAAACGAUACGAGCGAUGGUACCAAAAAUUGGUUUCUCAACGAGUAACCGCGGGGUAGAACGAUGCCCGAUAGAAGAUUAAUCGUAGUUGUUUUAGCUUCUUGUUAAGGUAUUUACCGUUGUUUAUGACGAUAGCGAUCGAGCAUAAAUUCUUGCGAUUCACGCCUGAAAAUUAUGAAAUUAUUUUCUUCGAAUCUCUCAACGUUAGUUAAUUGUAGGGACGCCGAGCAAAUAAGACAUUACCAGCGAGUAUUAAUCGUAGCUUGUAUAUUAUUUAACGUAUGACCUAAUCGAUGGUCGCGGAAGAAUUAUAUUAAUUAUAACGUUGUAGAAGCAGAUACCAUAAAUAUAUUUCGUUGCUUACGGAUAGUUGAACUAAUAAAACCCACGACAGAUGUACAAAAAAA
This is a messenger RNA of Hylaeus anthracinus, 1353 nucleotides long. RefSeq lists its product as uncharacterized. The coding region runs from base 187 to 573 and encodes 128 amino acids. The transcript has 3 exons. The record is from RefSeq and is a predicted model, not a curated record. Gene Ontology annotation, molecular function: DNA binding. Gene Ontology annotation, biological process: regulation of transcription by RNA polymerase II; cell differentiation. Gene Ontology annotation, cellular component: nucleus. Lineage: Eukaryota; Metazoa; Arthropoda; Insecta; Hymenoptera; Colletidae.